Molecule: messenger RNA, 1705 nt
Organism: Vanrija pseudolonga
Lineage: Eukaryota; Fungi; Basidiomycota; Tremellomycetes; Trichosporonales; Trichosporonaceae
Gene: ARCN1
Product: Coatomer subunit delta
Exons: 5
Coding region: 83-1648 (521 amino acids)
Biological process (GO): endoplasmic reticulum to Golgi vesicle-mediated transport; retrograde vesicle-mediated transport, Golgi to endoplasmic reticulum; Golgi localization
Cellular component (GO): COPI vesicle coat
Source: RefSeq, a predicted model, not a curated record
CGACACACAACCACGACGACACGACACCACGUCCACAACUCCACUUUAGAAACAAGUUGCUGUUAGCGACAACAAGCCCAAAAUGGUUGUCCUCGCAGCAUCAAUCUGCACGCGGAGCGGAAAGCCCCUGCUUUCCAGGCAGUUCCGCCCCAUCCCCCGGUCGCGCGUCGAUGGACUGCUCGCGUCGUUCCCCAAGCUCAUCCCGGCCAACUCGCAGCACACAACGGUUGAGACCAACGACGUGCGCUUCGUGUACCAGCCGUUCGAGGAGCUCUACGUUCUGCUCAUCACCAACAAGGGGAGCAACAUCCUCCAGGACAUCAACACGCUCCAGCUGAUCGUGCGCCUCAUCUCGUCGCUCACGCCCGCGAUGAGCGAGGCCGCCAUCUUGCAUCACAGCUUUGACCUGCUCUGCGCCUUCGACGAGGUCGUCUCGCUCGGAUACAAGGAGCAGGUUACGCUGUCGCAGGUGCGGAGCGUGCUCGAGGGCGAGUCGCACGAGGAGAAGAUUCAAGAGAUUAUUGCGCGCAACAAGGAGGCCGAGGCCAAGGAGGAGCUCAAGCGCCGCGCCAAGCAGCUCGAGAUGCAGCGCCGCGAGCAGCAGCGCCUGGCGCAGGCGAGCCGUCACGGCGGCGGUGGCGGCCACGGACUGGGCGGCAUGGCGGGCGGCUACUCGCCCGUGUCGUCUACACCGCGCUUCGAGACACCCCAGCACGAGUACCGCACGCCGUCGCCAGCGCCAGCUGCGGCGGCCUCCAAGCCAGCCUUCCGCGGCUCGGGCAUGAAGCUCGGCAGCAAGAAGGGUAAGGCCAACGACCUCAUCUCGCAGCUUGGCCACGAGGCCGAGCUCGAGCCCGAGCCAGAACCGAUUCCCGAGCCCGAGCCCGAGCCCGAGCCAGUGGUCGCCGUCUCUGCGGACGUGCUGCCCGAGGUGGACAAGGAGGAGAUCCACGUGCUCAUCAAGGAGCAGCUGGAUGUCACGUUGCUGCGCGACGGUGGCCUCAAGGAGUUUGAGCUCAAGGGCGAGCUGCAGCUCCAGCACACGAACGCCGACCUGGCCAAGGUCAAGCUCGAGCUCGCGGCCGAGGACCUGUCCGAGGUGCAGUUCAAGCAGCACCCCUCCCUGGCCAAGUUUGCCGGCUCUGGCACCAAGGUCGUCGCGCUCAAGGACGCGUCGCGCAGCUUCCCGGCCAACGUCUCGGUGCUCCGCUGGCGCCUCGUUUCAAAGGACGAGAGCAAAGUGCCGCUUACGGUCACGGUGUGGCCCCAACCGCGUGGCGACGGCACGUCGGACGUUGCGAUCGAGUACGAGCUCGAGGCGAGCCACCUGACGCUGCGCAACGUGGUCAUCUCGAUUCCUAUUCCCCACGACGCCUUCCCCGUCGUCACCGGCGAGGGUGACUGGCAGGCCGAGCGCGGCUUCUUCACCUGGACGAUUCCUGAGGUUGACGCCAACGAGCCCUCUGGCUCGCUCGAGUUCCGCUCCGAGGGUGACGCCGACACCUUCUUCCCCGUCAACGUUGGCUUUGCGGCCGCUGGCUCGCUCGCCAAUGUUGGCAUCGUGGCGGCCAAGGGCGCGGUGGAUGGCUCGGAGAUUGUCUUCAGCCAGGAGCAGGUCCUCACGGUGGACAAGUACGAGAUUGUUUAGAGGGCGUGCGGCUGGCGCUGCCGCGACGACGCGACGUAGUGAAUGCACGAUAUUGUA